Amoebophrya sp. A25 is the source of this 1206-nucleotide messenger RNA. Lineage: Eukaryota; Dinophyceae; Syndiniales; Amoebophryaceae. The record is from the annotation of a GenBank genome assembly.
CUGCUGCUGUUGCCUCGUCUGGGGAACUACGAAAAGACGGAGGUAUGCUGGAGAUGCUGGAAAUUGGUGAAAGCCUCGAUGAGGGUAGCGAUGUGUCGUCUGAAAGCGGAGGUAUCGACAUGUCUACAAGUACAAACACGCGCCCACCUUUUGAGCUUGCUGCUAUCAAAAGCGAACAGGAACGCUUAACAAAACAGCAGGAUGGCGAUGAUUAUGAAUCUACGUACUUAUAGUGCUAGUUGUAAGUAAAAUGAAUGAAUGAAUGUAAGUAAGUAGUUUGUUAAGGUUUCUUGGAAACGAAUAGCCAAAACCGGUAGUACGACUCUCCUGGUGCUCUGGAGGUACUGUAUUACUGGAUCAUGGCCUCACUGGUAGACACUUAUAGCUACAUAAGAGGUGCCAUGACAUGACAUGACCUAGACCUAGAGAAAGAGCACUACUCAAGUUACGGGUUUUGUCUCGAUCUUGAAGAAGAAAACAAAAAAGUACUGGUAUUCGUAUUUCUGGAUGAACUACUAGUACUAUGUUGAGCUGCCUUGAUUCUUUCUGUAUUUCGUGCACUACACCACUAAGAUUCAUGAAAGACCUCUGUACUACAGCUUUUCUCUCUCUUUCCUUACAUCUUUCCCUUCUGCUCUAACUUAUACGUGGAUACCAUGCAAAAGCAGCUAACGUUCUGCACUGGAUUAUCAACCGCGUUCUAGAUCUACUCACACAGAAAGAGUUCGCUACUCUCAAAGCGGAUAUCAUAGCGGAAGGAGGAGAGGUCGAGCCAGACGUUGCUUAAGGCUAGUGCAUAACUAUCCGGGGUGAGGUACUGGUAUCCUGAUUGAAGAAGUCGAACAAGAAGUAUACCUUGAUUUAUAAUAAAGGUGAAACUCUCACUCUCUUGAUUGAUUUAAAGGGAGAUCAUGAACGCCGUUGAUUUGAAGGGAACAAACGGAAAGAGGGCACCUCACUCAUCAACUCACGCGUCGCCAAUAGGGCACCUCAGUUAUUAAUGAAGGACUGUCUCUAAGUUGAAGAGGCACUCUUCGCAGAUCAGCGACCGGCUUUUCUAGGCAGUCUUUUCCUUCCAGAUCUCGUUAUCCCUGCCUCACCAGACAAAGUGAUCCAAACCGUUUUGGAGAGGUAUGGAAAAUUUCUAGAAGAAGAACACCAGAGGAACGAGAAGGAAGACGAAAGAAACGAGAAAGGUGGUGUUGA